CUUUUCUUUUCUUGUUAUUAUUAUUAUGGCUUCUGGACGUAAAAAAGCACUUUUAAAGGUUAUUAUUCUUGGUGAUAGUGGUGUUGGAAAGACUUCGUUGAUGAACCAAUAUGUUAAUAACAAGUUUUCUAACCAAUACAAGGCCACUAUUGGUGCAGACUUCUUGACCAAAGAAGUGAUGGUAGAUGAUCGUAUAGUGACCAUGCAGAUUUGGGACACAGCUGGUCAGGAACGUUUUCAAUCCUUAGGUGUAGCAUUUUACCGAGGUGCUGAUUGUUGUGUUCUUGCGUAUGACGUAAAUAACAGCCGAAGUUUUGAAUCCUUAGAUCAAUGGCGAGAUGAAUUCUUGGUUCAAGCUUCUCCUAGAGAUCCUGAUCGUUUCCCUUUUGUUCUUUUAGGUAACAAGAUUGACGUUGAAGAGAGUAGAAGAAUGGUUUCUCAAAAACGUGCUAUGGCUUGGUGUCAAUCUAAGGGCAAUGUUCCUUAUUUCGAAACCUCUGCUAAAGAAGCCAUCAAUGUGGACCAAGCCUUCCAGACCAUUGCCAAGAAUGCUUUGUCACAAGAAACAGAUGUAGACAUUGAUUUUCCUGAUACCAUUCAAAUACCAAGUGGAAGACAAGAACAAGAGCCUGGUUGUGCCUGUUAACGCACUUCUUUUUUUUUUUUUUUGUGGGACGUCACGCUUAAAAUUCCGCCUUUCUCUUUUUCUUCUUUGCUUUAAUAAACUUCUC
Gilbertella persicaria is the source of this 731-nucleotide messenger RNA. Its product is annotated as vacuolar biogenesis protein. Gene Ontology annotation, biological process: regulation of vacuole fusion, non-autophagic. Gene Ontology annotation, cellular component: phagocytic vesicle; vacuole; late endosome. The coding region runs from base 26 to 646 and encodes 206 amino acids. NCBI's taxonomy places the organism in Eukaryota, Fungi, Mucoromycota, Mucoromycetes, Mucorales, Choanephoraceae. Gene Ontology annotation, molecular function: GTP binding; GTPase activity. The record is from RefSeq and is a predicted model, not a curated record. The transcript is spliced from 7 exons.